This is a messenger RNA of Protopterus annectens (West African lungfish), 2440 nucleotides long. RefSeq lists its product as uncharacterized. The transcript is spliced from 11 exons. NCBI's taxonomy places the organism in Eukaryota, Metazoa, Chordata, Ceratodontiformes, Protopteridae. Bases 145 to 1425 code for a protein of 426 amino acids. The record is from RefSeq and is a predicted model, not a curated record.
AUCACAUUCAGAAUAUCACAGUACAGUAGUCUGACCUGCAGUGCUGGUGAGAAAAUAUUAUUGGAGAGGUCAUCCUUGGAUUCCUAAUGUAAACCAAGGAGUGUAUUAAUCUACAGUAACUACAUUCCAUUCAGUCAUUUUGCCAUGAUUUCAAGACUAGCUAUACUACUGAUUCUAUUGCUUCAACAAAGAUACAUUUCAGCUCAGCGAGGUUUACUUCCUAGCGUAGUGUUACACACAAAUCAGCAGUCCGGAGUUUAUGUUGAAGGAGAAGACAUCAUAAUUUCUUGCAUCUUAUUAAGACAACAAAGGGCUUGUGAAGCUUGGGAGUUACAUACCCCAUUUCAUUAUUCUAGAUUUUUCCAAUUGUCUGUUAUAUUACAGAAAGUAAAAAAGCAUCAAGGCCUCUAUUUUUGUCGGUGCAUUUCUAGGAACAGUAACAGCCAAUAUGAAGUGUCAUCAGAAUCUGCCAGUAAAAGAAUUACUGUGACAGAUCCUGUACCAAAGCCCAUACUGAAUACAAACAGUUCUACCAAUGUCUUUCUCCUAAGAGAGGUGAUCAUCUUCUGGUGUGGCUAUAGCACACAAUUAUUUUGUAACUCCUGGGAGUUGUACAAAGAUUAUGCACAUCUUGAAGCAUUUCGCAGACAGAGGUUUAUGCCGCUGCAAAUACAAAACAAGUCAGAUGCAGGAUCCUACUACUGUCGAUGUACAAAACAGGUUACUGGGAGAGAUAUAAGCUCUGAUAAUAGUAACACGCUGAAAAUUAUUGUAACUGAUCGUAUAUCAACACCUCUGCUGACUACAAACCAUUCAGCCAAUAUGUUUCUUCAAGGAGAUGUCAUCAGCUUCAGAUGUGGCUAUGAUGUAGAAUCAUCUUGUAAUUCCUGGGAGCUGUACAAAAAUGAUGAAAUAAUUCCAAAAAGAACAUCAUCCACAAGACACCUCAUGUUGCAUGUUCAAAACAAGUCAGCUGCAGGAUCUUACCACUGCCGAUGCACAGAAAAUGUUAAUGGAAGAAUGCUAAGUUCUAAAAAUAGUAACACACUGGAAAUUACUAUAACUGACUACAAAUCACACACCUUGAUGAUCCUGAGAAUCUGCUGUGUCUUUGUUAUUCUUGCAUUGCUAGCAGGAGUAAUGACUGCAGUAUUAUAUAAUAAAGAAAAACUAUGUUUCGCUAAGCACAAAAGGAAUGGAUCCACUACACCAGAUGCUACAGUAGAAUAUGAGGUCAUGCCAGACUCCAAGCUAAAAUCUGUGGAUCAUACCUAUGAAAAUAUAACUUGUGAAGCUAAAGAAUCUGCUGACAAAGCCAGCCAGAUCACAUAUGCAACUUUCAACACAGAAGCAUUAACAUCUCAAAAUAUUUCAUCUACCACAGUCGAAGAGCAUCCAUAUUUAUAUGCAUCUGUUAAUGUUUAAUGCAUAUAUAGCAAUAUUAUUUGUUCUGUAACAUGCAUAAUUAAAUAUGCUUUAUUCACUGCUUUGAAUUCCAUGAAAAGGGGAUCUAUGCAAAUUUUACAAAACUGAAAUACAUAUCCAUGAAAAUUGCAAAUGAUAUCUUGUCUGUCAACGUUCAUUCAUGUGACUGCUUGAUACAAUUUGAAAAUAUCAGAAAUAUAUUUUUAUGAAAAACAGCAACCGGAGAGCACAGUUUCUGUUAUCUAUUGUAGUAAUUAACACACUGUAAUUCUUCAAUGCAUUCAUUGAACAUUAGUUUAAUUUUCUUUCUGUUAUUUGGAAUAUGUAAGAUGGACUGUAUAAUUUCCACAAUCAGGAAUUAUGUUAGUUUGAUCGGGAUCUAUAUCAUCAGAUCGAAUGUUUAAAAUCUGUAAUGCUCUAAAGAAUGAAAAUGCUGAAAUGCAAUCUUCUUCCCCCCACACCCCCUGCUAAAUAUAUAUUCCAACUCCAAGAUUGUACUACAGUGAGGAAAGGGCAAAUAUUCCAAUCUUCACUGUACCGCUUUCUCAAAAAAAGCACUUCUAGUUCUGGCAAUCUCGUUCUUUAGACUGUUCGAGAUUUUAAACAUUCGAUCUGAUGAUAUAGACCCAGUCUAAUCAGUUUUUAGGUCAGUGCACAUGUUUUGAUAAAUAAGAGAGGUUUAAUUUAAUUGUGUUGUGCAACUGCUGACUGGAAACUGUAUACCUCUAUGUCAGAAGUAUAUAAUGAAAUAAAGAAAGAAAUUUAAUCUGUGCCACUGGGUCAAAAUGGUACAAUGGAAACUGAAAAAUAUUUUUACAUAGAUAAUAUGUGAAGAAAAUCGCACAGGACAAUGUAUACUUAUGCUAAUUUGCAUUUUUUGUCAAACAUACAUACAUACAAAUAUUUCAAGCACGGGCAUUAUAGCUGUUCUAGCUUGUCAGUAUGCCAAAACACUUGUUCCCAUAAUAAAUGUCCAGGCUGAGCUCAAAAAUAUUUAAGCUAGUACUUGCUUUAA